AAGUACAAAGGCGUUAAGAUUUGUCUGUUUGCGCUGUGAAACAGAAUUUAAUUGCCUUAGAAGUUGAGAAAUGACUUACUUUCUCUCUCGCUCCCUCUCUCUCUUCAGGUUGUUUGAUAACUCUAAUGAAGGUUUUAGGAACUGGGAGUUCAUGACUGUUCACUGCUGGGGGGAGAGGGCAGAGGGCCAGUGGAUCCUGGAGAUCAUAGACUCUCCCUCAUCUCUACGCAACCCAGAGGUGCUGGGUAAACUGAAAGAGUGGACGCUGGUCCUUUAUGGCACCUCGGGGCACCCGUACCAGUCUCACGGGAGCCAGCACUCUCGCUCCAGGAUGCUUGAGAUCCCAACCCCCAGCCGGGACCCCAACGGGCCCGAACCACCCCCGGAGGUCCUCAAGCACCAGGAGGAGGAAGAGGAGGAGUACAGCGGGCCCUGCCACAGUGAGUGUGGGGACCAGGGCUGUGACGGGCCAGAUCCUGACCACUGUCUGAACUGUAUCCACUACAGCCUGGGCAGCCUCAAGACAGGCAGGACGUGUGUGAGCCACUGUCCGCUGGGCUUCUACGAUAACUUGGAGGCCAGGAGGUGUCGACGCUGUCACAAGGGCUGUGAGAGGUGUGUGGGACGCACCCCCACCGAGUGUCGCUCCUGUCGCAGGGGGCUCUACUUCAACCCCCUCAACACGACCUGCUCUGAGACCUGCCCUGCUGGGUACUUCACUGACGACAUUCAGAGGAAAUGUCUGAGGUGUCAUGAGAACUGUAUGAAGUGUCUGCGGGACUCAGACAGGUGUACUGCCUGUAACGACGGCUACAGUCUGGCGGGGAUGACCUGUGUACCAGAGUGUGCCAACGGAACCUUCUUUCAUCUGGAGGAGAUGAAGUGUAGUCCCUGUCACACCUCCUGCUCUACCUGCACAGGUCCAGGUAAGGAGGAGUGUAUCCAGUGUGCCAGAGAUCACCUGCAGCAAGAGUGGAGGUGUGUUCAGACCUGCGCCCCAGGAUACUACUCAACAGAGGAUGCUGGCUACCACCAGGGGAUGUGUCACAAGUGUGAGGAGAAUUGCCUGAGUUGCGACGGCCCCGGGACGACCUGCGUCAAGUGCAAAGACAGCUACAACCUCGUCAGCAGGACGUGCAUCGCGAACGCCACCUGUAACAAUGCCGACGAGGUGUUUUGUGAGAUGGUAAAGUCCAACCGGCUGUGUGAGAAGAAGCUGUUCCGCCAGUUCUGCUGCAGAACUUGUCUGAUGACCGGUUGAGAAUCCUAGUAGAGAACCUGAAGAGUGGAACCUGGAGAGGAACCCUGCGUGGAACCCACCACUUCCUCAUCCACUGUACAUUUCCAAACUAGCUAAUGUCUGUGUCUGAAUGAAAAGAGUGAAUAUGCCUUCACCAGGGUUGGGGUCAAUUCCAUUUUCCUCAAUGCAUUCCUGAAUCCACUGAAUUGAAAUGGAAUUGACCCCAACCCGGAACACACACUAUUCCUCCCAUCAAUUUUACCCCGCAAAGGGUAGACUUGAUUUUCAUACGAUACAUACAGUAUUUUAAAGUUGUCUUUUUUAUUUAAAAAAACAACAUACAUGUAACAUGUAUAUUUUGUAUUCUAAUGCUGCAUUGUUGUAAAGUACAGUACUUUUUACAAUGACACGUUAGUGGAUAACUCUCUGAUUGAACCACUGUGUUUUGGAAGUGAAGCUGGUUGAUAAACCAACAGCAUCACUCAAAAUGGGGAUGGUAUUUAUAAGGCACCAAGUGGAAAAAGACAAACUGAAACAUGAAGGGACUACUUGAACGUUUCUGUUUUCUGCUGUGUGCCCUACCGAAUACGACACUGAUCAACUUCCUCACAAAACAAAUGUUUAUACUGUAUAAGGCUUUUAUUUUUUUUAUAAAGAAAUAUGUAAAACAAUGAAUUACUGUAAUUGUAUUUACAUUUUAGCAGACACUAUUAUUCAGAAUGACUUACAGUAGUGAGUGCAUACAUUUUCAUGUACUGGUCCCUGUGGGAAUCACACCCACAUCCCUGGCGUUGCAAGCUGCCAUGCUCUACCAACUGAGCUACACGGGACUAUUACUGAAUACUGUACAGUUCCUGUAUACUGUACCAUUUACAGUGCUGUUGUACAUUUUAGAAUGUGUAUUUGAUGUUUUUAUCGUUUGUUUUUAUGUAUGAAAUAAAAUACGUACAUUGUG
Oncorhynchus masou masou (cherry salmon) is the source of this 2195-nucleotide messenger RNA. Its product is annotated as proprotein convertase subtilisin/kexin type 6-like. Bases 71 to 1261 code for a protein of 396 amino acids. The record is from RefSeq and is a predicted model, not a curated record. The transcript is spliced from 9 exons. Gene Ontology annotation, biological process: peptide hormone processing. Gene Ontology annotation, cellular component: membrane; cell surface. Gene Ontology annotation, molecular function: serine-type endopeptidase activity. NCBI's taxonomy places the organism in Eukaryota, Metazoa, Chordata, Actinopteri, Salmoniformes, Salmonidae.